Dryobates pubescens (Downy woodpecker) is the source of this 2667-nucleotide messenger RNA. RefSeq names its product zinc finger protein 665-like. The transcript is spliced from 5 exons. NCBI's taxonomy places the organism in Eukaryota, Metazoa, Chordata, Aves, Piciformes, Picidae. The record is from RefSeq and is a predicted model, not a curated record. Gene Ontology annotation, cellular component: nucleus. Gene Ontology annotation, molecular function: RNA polymerase II cis-regulatory region sequence-specific DNA binding; DNA-binding transcription factor activity, RNA polymerase II-specific. Gene Ontology annotation, biological process: regulation of transcription by RNA polymerase II; central nervous system development. The coding region runs from base 1 to 2667 and encodes 888 amino acids.
AUGGUGAUGCUGAGGAGAAUGAUGACUGAUGAGGAGGAAGAGGAAUUUGCAGAGGAGGAUGAAGCCAGAGCAGGUCCCUCUGUGCCACCCAAGCAGCUGAAUCAGUGCCCUGAGUGUGGGCAGAGCUUCCCACCUGGCUCAGAGCUGGUGAAGCACCACUGCCCCCAGCCUGGCCCCCGGCCCUUUGUCUGUGGUGACUGUGGCCAGAGCUUCAAACAGAGCUCCGAUCUCAUCCGGCAUUGCCGCACCCACAGCGGUGAGAGGCCAUACAGCUGUGCUGAGUGUGGCAAGAGCUUCGCUCACAAGUCUACCCUCACCAGGCACCGCAGUGUGCACAGCACCGAGAAGCCCUUCAGCUGCAGGGCCUGCGGCAAGAGCUUCAAACCCCGCUCCAACCUCACCGUCCAUCGCCGCAUCCACACCGAAAAGCAUCUGUUCCCCUGUGCUGAGUGCGGCAAGAGCUUCACCACCAGCACUCCAUUCAUCCAGCACCAACUCAUCCACAGUGGUGAGAAACCCUACAGCUGUGCCCACCGCAGCAAGAGAUUCACCCAGAAAAGAAGUCUCACAGAGCACCGUCGUGUGCACACUGGCAAAUCUUUCAGCUGUGCUGAGUGCGGCAAGGCCUUCAGCUGGUGGGGCGGUCUCAUUUACCACCGCCGCACCCACACCGAGCUUCAGAGACGGGGGGCUCUCAUUGCUCACCACCGCACCCACACCGAUGAGAGACCGUUCCCCUGUGCUGACUGUGGCAAGAGCUUCAGCCGCAGGGGCACUCUCAGUGCUCACCGCCGCACCCACACUGGUGAGCAGUCUUUCACUUGUGCGGUUUGCAACUCCCUCACCCCACCUGGACCCCGGCACAAGAGCGAAGCAGAGCAGGAGGAGGAGGAGGAAGAGCUCAGCGCACAGGGAGCCGCCGGCCCCGGCAGGCUGCUGCCGAGCACAGAGCGCUGCGAGGGAGACCCCGGCCCGGCCCCUCCGGCUGCUGCGGCCACGUGUGACGGGGAGCGGAAGCAGCUCGCAGCCUGCAACGGAAGUCCCGCCCACGGACCGCGUGGACAGCCAAUCAGAAGCGCCCAGAGCGCGGCAGCUCCUCCCCCUGGGCGCUGCCGAGGCACAGCGAGGAGCUGCCGCUGCCGGCCGCCAUUGCUGCCCCCACGGCCGGGCAGCCGCAGCCAAUCAGAGCCGCCGAAACAGCCCAGCCACGCCCCCAAGCCUCAGCAUGGAACCGCCCCUGCCGGCCGCGGGCACCAUUGGGGCUGCCUCCCGGCCAGAGGCUGCGGAGCGCUGGAGCAGUACCUGGGCUGUGCGCGCCCUGGCCCCCGGCCCUUCAUCUGUGGUGACUGUGGUCAGAGCUUCAAACAGAGCACCACUCUCAUCCAGCAUUGCCGCACCCACAGCGGUGAGAGGCCGUAUAGCUGCGCUGAGUGUGGCAAGACCUUCACUCACAAGUCUGCCCUCACCCAGCACCGCAGUGUGCACAGCACUAAGUCCUUCACCUGCAGGGACUGUGGCAAGAGCUUCAAACACAGCUCCAGUCUCACCAUCCACCGCCGCAUCCACACUGGAGAGCAUCUGUUCCCCUGUGCUGAGUGCGGCAAGAGCUUCACCACGAGCACUCUAUAUAUCCGGCACCAACUCAUCCACAGCGGUGAGAAGUCCUACAGCUGUGCCGACUGUGGCAAGAGCUUCACCGAGAGGGGUAACCUCAGCCUGCACCGUCGUGUGCACACUGGCAAGUCAUUCAGCUGUGCUGAGUGCGGCAAGGCCUUCAGACAUAGGAGCAUGCUCAUUCACCACCAUCGCACCCACACCGGUGAGAAGCAUUUCACCUGUGCAGACUGUGGGAGGAGCUUCAGAGACAGGCGCCAGCUCAUUGUUCACCGCCGCACCCACACCGGUGAGAGACCGUUCACCUGUGCUGACUGUGGCACGAGCUUCAGUCAAAGGGGCCAUCUCAUUGGUCACCAUCGCACUCACACCGGUGAGAAACCGUUCGCCUGUGUUGAUUGUGGGAAGAGCUUCAGCCGCAGUGAUCAUCUCCUUGGUCACCGCCGCACCCACACAGUUGAGAAGCCGUUCACCUGUGCUGACUGUGGCAAGAGCUUCAGCCGCAGGGAACAACUGCUUGUUGACCACCGCACCCACACAGUUGAGAAGCCGUUCACCUGUGCUGACUGUGGCAAGAGCUUCAGCCGCAGGGAACAACUGCUUGUUGACCACCGCACCCACACCGGUGAGAAACCUUUCACCUGUGCUGACUGUGGCAAGAGCUUCAGAGACAGGGGCUCUCUCAUUGUUCACUGGCACACCCACACCGAUGAGAGACCGUUCACCUGUGCUGACUGUGGCAAGAGGUUCAGCCGCAGGGGCCAUCUCAUUGGUCACCGCCGCACCCACACUGGUGAGAAGCCGUUCACUUGUGCUGACUGUGGGAAGAGCUUCAGCCGCAGUGAUCAUCUCAUUUCUCACCGCCGCACCCACACUGGUGAGAAGCCGUACACCUGUGCUGACUGUGGCAAGAGCUUCAGCCACAGGCACAAUCUCAUUUCCCACCGCCGCACCCACACCGGUGAGAGGCCCUUCGCUUGUGCUGAUUGCGGUAAAAGCUUCACCCAGAAGGGAUCCCUCAACAAGCACCGCUGCACCCACAGCAGAGAGUAG